Molecule: messenger RNA, 321 nt
Organism: Staurois parvus
Lineage: Eukaryota; Metazoa; Chordata; Amphibia; Anura; Ranidae
Source: the annotation of a GenBank genome assembly
AUUCCUCCGCACCUGACACCAAUGAUGGGGCACUUAUUCCACUCACUGACACCAUUGAUGGGGCACUAUUCCUCCCACUGACACCAAUGAUGGGACACUAUUCUCCCACUGACACCAAUGAUGGGGGCACUAUUCCACUCACUGACAUCAAUGAUGGGGGCACUAUUCCACUCACUGACACCAAUGAUGGGGCACUAUUCUCCCACUGACACCAAUGAUGUAAAUUUUUUUACUUCACUGACCAACAAGCCUAUGGCAUGGUUUACUUCCUACCAAUCCCAGGGCAUUUUCUACUCUCCACUGGCCAUACCAUUGCUGGGG